Molecule: messenger RNA, 816 nt
Organism: Symbiodinium natans
Lineage: Eukaryota; Dinophyceae; Suessiales; Symbiodiniaceae
Source: the annotation of a GenBank genome assembly
AUGAUGCACGAGCAUGCACAGGUGUUGGGGAUGGGCUUGGAGCUGGGAAGCCUGGCAUAUGCAUGCAUCCGUGCAGGCAUUUGGCCUCAACGUAGCUUUGGAAGGCUCCCCCUGCUGAAAACAGUCAUGACCGAUGCGUCAGCCCUGCCAGAAGGGACGGGCACUUGCUCGCAGUUCAACGUCAUGAAGGGAUUUGGCUUCAUCGACAUGGGCGGCGUCACGGUCUUUGUUCACAACUCCGACUGCGAGCCGGGAAAGCAGCCAAAGGAAGGGGAUGUUCUGACCUUCAACUAUGAGCCCAGGAAAAACAACCCCGAGCAGAUGCAGGCCAGGAAUGUCAAGGGCUGCUCCGCAGCACGGACGGACGUUUGGGGUCAGCCCGCCUUCGCCGGGCCGGUCGAAGGCACAGGUGCGUUCACAGGGACAGUCAAGAACUUCGGUUCAAAGGGCUAUGGCUUCAUCGUCAUGGAAGAUGGUGUGGAGAUGUUCUUCAACAUCAAAGAUUGCGUGGGUAGCAAGCCAACUGCCGGAGACACCGUAAAGUUUGACAUCGAAGAAAGCCCUAUAAAGCCCGGCAGCAAGCAGGCCAAGAACGUCACUGGAGGCAGUCAGCCGUUGGAUCCGCCGAUGGGCAUGAAAGGCGGCUGGGGCCCAAUGUGGGAUGGCGGCAAGGGUUCGUGGGGUGGAGGCUGGGGUUGGAACGGUGGCUGGGAUGGCGGCAAGGGCAUGUGGGGAGGUGGCGGGAAAGGGGGUCUGAAGGGUGGUAUGAUGGCCGCCGGACCAUAUGGAAAGGGUGGUGGAAAGGGCAUGUGGUAG